Messenger RNA from Tetrahymena thermophila SB210, 327 nucleotides. RefSeq lists its product as hypothetical. NCBI's taxonomy places the organism in Eukaryota, Ciliophora, Oligohymenophorea, Hymenostomatida, Tetrahymenidae. The record is from RefSeq and is a predicted model, not a curated record. The transcript has 2 exons.
AUGAAUGAAUUCUUAUACUAUAUUGAUGAUUUAUUAUAAUAGCAUGUAAGCUCAGUGAAAAUUCGAUUCUUAUUGGAACUAAAAUAAGGAUUUUUAUUAUAAAAAUAAAAAAUAAUUAGCCUGUAAAAAUUGCAUUUAUUAAUUAAUUAAGAGAGACACAAAAAAAAAUAGGCAAAUAAAUACAUUUCCAUAAAAUAAAUAAUUAGCUACUGGUAAUAUUUGAAGAUAGGGUCAAUCAAAUUCACUCAUUCAUUCAAUCUGAUAAUAUAAAAGAGAGUAAGACUAUUUAUUUAUUUUGAAAAAUAUAUUUAUUUAUUUACAAAUUGA